AUGGCAACACAACGUGCUCGAGAUGCUGCACGACAUCUAAAAAAUGAUAUUAAAAGUAGUAUGCAUAAAUCAUCACGAUCAAAAGACCGAUCUACACAUACUACAUCAUCAGCAAUCACUAGUGAUACAAACAACGAUCAUACUGUAUCCAAUUCGGCAUUGCAUGCUCCUUCUGCUGGUUACAAACGAUCGAAUAGUGCACAUUCAGCAAUUGCAACAUUAACAUCAUUACCUACUGCACCUCGUGUAACAACUGAUAAUCCUAAUUCAAUAAGAGGACAAUAUAGUAAUCCUCCUAAUUUAUCACCAUUAAAAAACGCUCCAGUAUCAUCCAUGCAAAAUCUAACUAAUACAGCAAAUGUUAAUUCAAUUGGCACUGGUAUUGUACAACCCACUGCUCUUUCACAGCGACCAUUACAUAUGCAAUCAACAACACCAUCAGCUGCUAAUGGAAAAGAUGAAAUGCGUGGUUGGUUAUAUAAAUGGACGAAUUAUUUAAAAGGUUAUCAAAAACGUUGGUUUGUUUUACAAGCUGGUAUACUAUCCUAUUAUCGUUCUCAACAUGAAAUGACACAUACAUGUCGUGGUACAGUUUAUCUUGAAUCCGCACAUUUAUCAUCGAAUGAUACAUGUCAUUUUGUUAUAUCAAAUGGUUCAACUGUUAUACAUCUACGUACAUCAAGUGAAAAUGAUAAACAACGUUGGAUGAAUGCAUUACAAUCAGCUAAACAAAAAGCAUUAAAAGUACGUAAACAAUAUCAAGAUUCUGAUGAAGAAGUUUCAACAACAGAUGAAGUUAAUGAUUUACAACAACAAAAUUUAAUUCAACAACAAACAAAUAUCAAUGAUCAAAAUAAAUUAUUAAUCAAUACAAAUGAACGUGCUGAAUUAGCAACAAUGAAUAAAGCAUUUGAUUCAAAAUUAGAUGAUUUAAAAAUGUGUAUGGAUUUAAUAAAUCGUCAUUAUCAAGCACUUUAUCGUACACUUGGCGAUCUUGAACAACUUGAUAAAACAGAAGCAACAGUAAACAUAAUUAAAAGUGUUAAUGAACGUGCAACUUUAUUUCGUAUUACAUCAACAGCUAUGCUUAAUGCUUGUCAAGAACUUGUUCAAUUAAUACAAAAUCAAGGUCGUAAAUGGCAAAAAGCUGUUCAAUUUGAACGUGAUGCCCGUUUACGUAUGGAACGUAUGUGUGAACAAGUUGCAUUACAAAGUGCGAAAUUAGAAAAACAAGUUCAACGUGCAUCACGUUCAGAUAAAACAAGUCUACUUUCUGGUCGUUCAACAUUAACUACAUUGAAAUCAUCGGAUUUACGUGGAACAAAUGAAGCUAGUAAUUUAUCUGAUGAUGAAGAAUUUUAUGAUGCUAUUGAUGAUCCACAAACCAUUGGUGUUUUUCGUGUUCCACUUCAACAACAUUUAUCAAAUAAUGAUAAAAAAGAACCGAAUAUCGUUGAUGAUGAUGUUAGUUCAGGCAAUGAAGAUAGUGGAUCAGAAGAACAAGAUGAAAAUAAUUUACCAAUGGUUAUUGUCAAAGCAUCGAAAAAAGAAGAAGUAUCAAAUAAUGCUGCAAUUACAACUGAUACAAGUAGUCUUCAAUCAUUACAAAAACCUGUAAAUAACAAUCAACAAGUUGCUAUACCAAAACGUAAACGUCGUGAUCGUAUUCCUGAACGACCAAAUUAUAGUAUUAAUUUAUGGAGUAUCAUGAAGAAUUGUGUUGGAAAAGAUCUAUCAAAAAUUCCAAUACCUGUUAAUUUUAGUGAACCUAUAUCGAUGUUACAACGAAUAACAGAAGAACUUGAAUAUAGUUCUGUACUUGAUAUGGCUGCUAAAUCAAAUGAUAAUUGGGAACAAUUAGCAUAUGUUGCUGCAUUUACGAUUUCAUCUUAUUCGACAACAACAACAAGAGUUAAUAAACCAUUUAAUCCAUUACUUGGUGAAACAUAUGAAUGUGAUCGAACUGAUGAUUUAGGUUGGAGAUCAGUGGCUGAACAAGUUAGUCAUCAUCCACCAGCUUUAUCAACAUAUGCCGAAGGUCCAGGAUGGACAUUAUAUCAAGAAUUUACAAUGACAUCGAAAUUCCGUGGUCAAUAUUUAAGUAUAACGCCAUUAGGUCAUUCUCAUUUAAUAUUUAAGAAUACUGGUAAUCAUUUUACAUGGCGAAAAGUAACUACACUUGUUAAUAAUAUCAUUGUUGGUAAACUUUGGAUUGAUAAUGUUGGUGAAAUGGAUAUUAUUAAUCAUACAACUAAAGAUGUUUGUAAAUUGAAAUAUUAUCCUUAUAGUUACUUUUCGAAAGAUGUUCCACGUAAAGUAACUGGUGUUGUUACUGAUGUUAAUGGUCAAGCUCGAUGGGUAUUAACUGGUACAUGGACUGAGAAAAUCGAAGGUGGCCCAGUUGAAUCAGCAUCAGGUCAUCAUAAGCAUUCACAUAUGGAAACACGUAAUAUGAAAUUAUUAUGGCAACGUAAAAUGCCACCAGCAUAUCUUGAAACAAUGUAUAAUUUUACUCAACUUGCUAUUGAAUUAAAUGAAUUUGAACCUGAUGUUGCACCAACAGAUUCUCGUCGUCGUCCUGAUCAACGUUUAAUGGAAGAAGGACGUUGGGAUGAAGCAAAUUCCGAAAAAUUACGUCUUGAAGAAAAACAACGACAAACACGACGUGCAAAAGAAUCGGGUGGACAUGAUAAUUAUACAUCGAAAUGGUUUAAAAAACAACAAGAUACAUUAACUGAUUCCGAAAUACAUAUGUUUACAAAUGAAUAUUGGGAAUGUAAACAAAAACAAGAUUGGGCACGAUGUUACGAUUUUGGUCAACAGUAUUCUCGUAUCCGUAUAUUCGAAUAUGAAAGUUAUUCCGACGUUAAAUUUCUUAAGUUUAAUAUUCAAGGUCCAACAACAUUAGCUAAUUGGUCUUUAACUCUAUCCACCGAAGGAAAAUGUACGAAUUAUUUUGCAAAUAUUCAUUUUUAUCUCCAACAUGGUGCAUAUCCAUUAACAGCACCACGAAAUGAAUCACUUCCAGAAACAUAUAUACCUAAUCGUCAUAAUCUUUUUAAAUUAAUAUUUAAUACAACAUUAUUAAACCCAUUAAUUCAAUUAAAUAAUCCUCCUAUUGGAACAUGGUUUGCGAUGACAUUUAUUGAUCAUCCAACAUCAGAAAUUAAACCAAAAAUAACGACAGGAUGUAAUCUUUAUCUAUCGACUUGGCUUGAUUAUCAAGUAGUUCCUAGUAUUUUUACAUUAGUGUUUAAUGAACCACGUCAAGUUGUAUUAUCUGAUAAUAAAACAUCGAUUUAUGCAUCUUAUUAUACGUCAGUAGGAAAUUCUCGAUUAAGAAUUUCUUUUGAUUGGUCAAAUAAUUGUGAGAUUAUAUUUUUGGCACGAAUAAAUGCUCUUCCAAAUAUAUAUUUAUAUGAUUAUAAAUCAGUCUGUACAAAUAAAACAUGUUUAAUUGAAAUCGAUCAAUUAUCUGCAUCGAUAUCAAUUUAUUUUCAACUAACAGUUACGAAUGUCUCAUGUUUAAUAAAUCCUCUUCAUGGUGAAAUACUUAUUCGUUCAACUGAAUGUUUAUCUUCAUCAGAUAAUUUUUGUGUUCAACCUUAUCCAACACGACGAAUAAUGUUUAAUUAUUAUUAUGAUUUUUUAUAUGUACCUAUAUAUACAACAAAUCGUUUUAAUAGUCAUAGUACAAGUUCAAUAACAUUAAAUGGAAAUGAUGUAUCAAUGUAUGCAUAUGAAUUUAUUGUUGAUGAUAGAAAUAUAGGUGGAACAUUACAUUUUGAUUUUGAAUCUCGACUUAUGCCUUUUGUAUCGCCAGAUGUUAAUGUUAGUAUUCUUGGAUGUUUAUCAAAAUAUCAACCACGUCGUUUUGAUCAAUGUGAAUCGAAUUAUAAAAUAUUAAUUGAUAAAAAUUCGAUUUCAUUACGAUCAUUACCUUAUCCAGAAAUGGCAUUUUGGUAUUUAACAUUAGAAUUUUUUUGUAAUGGUUCAAAAAAUGAAUGUACAAAUGCUGCAGUAUCAUUAAUGUUUCAAAUUUCAUCAUCACAAUGUACAAAACAACAAUGUGGAACAUAUGGAAUCUGUCGAAUAAUGACAUCACAACAAAAUGUCUUUUCAACUUGUACAUGUAUUGCUGGUUAUCGUGGUUAUGGUUGUACAGAUAGUACUCAUGCGUAUACAUCAAAAAGUUUAACAAGUGUUCUUUUUCUAACGAUUAGUAAUUGUAUGUUUAUACCAGCGAUUAUAUUAGCAAUCUAUCGACGUUUAUAUAUUGAAGCACUUGUUUAUUUUUUCAAUAUGUUUUUUUCAACAUUUUAUCAUGCAUGUGAUCAAGAUAUAAAUAAAUUUUGUAUAUUUAAAUAUGAUGGAUUACAAUUAUCGGAUUUUAUUGGUUCAUAUGCAUCAUUUGUUAUCACAUUAAUUACUAUGGCUAUUAUUCCAAGAUCAUUUAAAGUAUUUUUAUUUAUGUUAGGUUUAUUAACAUGUAUUGUUAUUAAUUCACGUGAUCGUUUUGAUCAUUUACAAUUUAUUAGUUUAAUUAGUAUUACAUUUAUAUUUACUAUGUUAACAUGGAUUAUUGUUUCAAUAAGAUAUCGUCAUUUACGACCAUCAUCAAAACGUCUUCUAUUAGUUACCCCAGGUUUUUUACUAGCAAUAGCAGGACUUGUUUUAUUUGCAUUUUGUGAAACCGAAGAAAAUUAUUGGUAUAUACAUAGUUUAUGGCAUAUACUUAUUGCAACUUCGAUACUAUUCUUUCUUCCACAUAAACAUUUUUAUAAACGAGGACUUAUUGCACAACGAAAUGAAAAUGUUUCUGAACCAGUUGUGAAUAUAAGCACGGGCAGUACAGCACUUGCAACGCCAAUUGAUAAUACUUCUCUAUCAUCAUCGAAUACUGAUACAUCGAAAAAAUCUACUGACAAUCUUCUAAAUUAA
Adineta steineri is the source of this 4941-nucleotide messenger RNA. Lineage: Eukaryota; Metazoa; Rotifera; Eurotatoria; Adinetida; Adinetidae. The record is from the annotation of a GenBank genome assembly.